UUAAUCUUCCUUCAAUCUCACACACUCUCUAUAUAUAACCUUCAACAUCAAGCUUUUUCAUUAUUUUUAUUACCUCUUGUUUGGACAACAAGGGGAAAAAAACAAAAACAGAAAGAAACCUUCAACCAACAACACAUAUUCUUCUUCUUCUUUCUUCUUCUAAUUGUUAUUCUGAUUCCCAAUUUCAGUGACCUAGAUUUUCUCUCUCUUCAUCAUCUUCCAUCGCCUAUCAAAUUAGGGUUCCUUCUUCUUUCUUCUUCCAAUUUCCAUGGACUCCGAGGAUGAUAUGCACGAUGCCAACGACGUUGAGUCUUUCGACGACGAUUUCUACAGUGGCGACGCGGAGGAAGCUCCCUUGGACUACUACAGCGACUACGAUGACGACGCCGAUGAUUACUUCGACGAUUCCGAUAGGAUUGAGUCUCGUUGCCCUGAGCACAAUUUUACCAUCUUGAAGGAAUCAGAUAUUCAGCUAAGGCAGGAAGAGGAUAUCAAUAGAGUAGCAGGGGUUCUUUCCAUAUCAAGAGUUGCUGCAAGCAUACUACUUCGUCACUACAACUGGAGCGUCAGUAAAGUGCAUGAUGCUUGGUUUGCUGAUGAAGAGGGAGUUAGGAAAGCAGUUGGCUUGUUAGAGAAGCCAGUUGUAGAGUAUCCUAAUGCUAGAGAGCUUACAUGUGGCAUCUGUUUUGAAAACUAUCCUCGUGCUAGGAUUGAAGUGGCUUCUUGUGGUCAUCCCUACUGUUUCUCAUGCUGGGAAGGAUAUAUUACCACAUCCAUUAAUGAUGGUCCUGGGUGUUUGAUGCUGAGAUGUCCCGAUCCCACUUGUAGUGCGGCUGUUGGUCAAGAUAUGAUUGAUCUAUUAGCAUCCAAUGAAGAUAAACAAAAGUAUGCCCGUUACCUUCGUAGAUCUUAUAUUGAAGACAAUAAGAAGUCAAAGUGGUGUCCUGCUCCUGGAUGUGAAUAUGCAGUUACUUUUGAUGCUGGUAGCGGAAAUUAUGAUGUCUCUUGCCUCUGUUCAUAUGGCUUUUGUUGGAAUUGCACCGAGGAGGCUCAUCGUCCAGUGGACUGUGGCACCGUAGCAAAGUGGAUUUUGAAAAACAGUGCAGAGUCCGAAAACAUGAACUGGAUACUUGCUAACUCAAAGCCAUGUCCCAAGUGCAAGCGACCGAUUGAAAAAAAUCAAGGAUGCAUGCACAUGACAUGCACUCCUCCAUGUAAAUAUGAAUUUUGCUGGCUAUGCCUUGGUGCAUGGUCAGACCAUGGUGAAAGAACUGGUGGUUUUUAUGCUUGCAAUCGUUAUGAAGUAGCUAGGCAAGAGGGAGUGUAUGAUGAUUCUGAACGAAGAAGAGAUAUGGCAAAGAAUUCAUUGGAGAGAUACACACAUUAUUAUGAGCGGUGGGCCAGCAACCAAACUUCAAGGCAAAAAGCUCUUUCAGAUCUACAGCAGAUGCAUACUGUUCAUAUUGAGAAGCUUAGUGACACACAGUGCCAACCUGAGUCACAGCUUAAGUUCAUAACUGAGGCCUGGCUGCAGAUAGUCGAGUGUAGACGAGUGCUGAAAUGGACAUAUGCAUAUGGGUAUUAUUUACAUGAAGAAGAGCGUGCCAAAAAACAGUUCUUUGAGUAUUUGCAAGGUGAAGCAGAAUCUGGUCUGGAGAGGCUUCAUCAAUGUGCUGAAAAAGAACUACAGCCAUUCCUCAGUGCUGAUGAUGGCCCAUCUAGAGAAUUCAAUGACUUUCGUACAAAGCUAGCUGGCUUGACUAGUGUGACUAAAAACUACUUUGAGAAUUUAGUGAGGGCAUUAGAGAAUGGUCUAUCUGAUGUGGACAGUGAUGGAGCUGCGUUCAGCAAGGCAACGAGCUCAAGAAAUGCGGCAGGGAGCAGCAAGGGGAAAGCCGGAAGAGGAAAGGGAACUUUUCGAACCAGCAGCAUGUCCAGCAGAACGACUGAUGAUAGUCAUUGGAGUUGCGAGGUUUGUACCUUUGCAAAUGUCAAAUCUUCCACUGCAUGCCAGAUUUGCAAUCAACCGCGUUGGUGAAAAUUUGGGUUCUCCUUUUCAAAACCCUUGCUUCCUGCCGGCCUAAGGUCCACUGCAGCACAAGCUGGAGUUAUCCCUCCUACUGUCUUGUUUAUACACUGGCUCCACUUAAUGAGGCUGUAAGUUUGUGAACAGGAUGAAAGGUGUAAGCAUAGAAAUAAGGUUUCCCUCCUUGCACUCUUACUAUUCAAUACAACCCAAUUUGAUGUAUAUAGUGUUGUGUCUUAAUGUUUAAAUAUGGGGUUUCUGUUACAGGCUUUUGUAACUGGAUAUAUCAUAACACAACAGAUGCUGUAGAUGAACACAAAUAUGCUUGUUUGUAACCUUAUUUCUUUCAGUUGAUGGUAGCUUUUCUGAGAUACAUAGGGAUGGUCGUGUGUAACUGUAAACUAUAAGCUCAGGGUUCGGUUACUUUUUAAGAAAUCUUGAAGUAAAUGAGAUAAAGGCCAUACCAUAUCAUUUCAUAUUA
Messenger RNA from Lotus japonicus, 2507 nucleotides. Its product is annotated as probable E3 ubiquitin-protein ligase ARI7. The record is from RefSeq and is a predicted model, not a curated record. Gene Ontology annotation, cellular component: cytoplasm; ubiquitin ligase complex. The transcript has 15 exons. Bases 269 to 2038 code for a protein of 589 amino acids. Gene Ontology annotation, molecular function: ubiquitin conjugating enzyme binding; ubiquitin protein ligase activity; zinc ion binding. Lineage: Eukaryota; Viridiplantae; Streptophyta; Magnoliopsida; Fabales; Fabaceae. Gene Ontology annotation, biological process: positive regulation of proteasomal ubiquitin-dependent protein catabolic process; ubiquitin-dependent protein catabolic process; protein polyubiquitination.